Paramormyrops kingsleyae is the source of this 4533-nucleotide messenger RNA. The record is from RefSeq and is a predicted model, not a curated record. NCBI's taxonomy places the organism in Eukaryota, Metazoa, Chordata, Actinopteri, Osteoglossiformes, Mormyridae.
UUGUUUUUAUGGGGAUCUGUUUCUUGUUCUGAAGUUUGGAUGCCUAGUAGUAGACUGGAAUGUUUUGUUGCCCUCUUGAGGGAGUGGGUGAUGGGGAAUAAGUGAUUUUAAGAAAGACUUUAAUCAUGUUUUGUGUAAUUGCUGAGGUUUGUUAAAUUUACUGUCCCUGCCUGGAUAUUCCUUUGAUCUGAUUUAUUUUGAUUAAUGGCUUAGGGCUAGAAUCUAUUGGUCGGAACAGUUUUUUUAACAUUCCAGAUGGGGGCGCUAUAAUGCCAUUCAAUGACUGUUUCCAUCUGCAUUUUAUAGCAGACCUUGAGCAGGAGGGUGUCGGCAUUAUCUCGGCAUGUGACAUUCUCUCUUUCCUUCCUUUGUAUUGGAUGCGAAGGUCUGUGGGUCUGACAGCACUUGCACUCAUUGCAGUGAUUGGGGGGGCUGCCCAGUGUCUGGGGCUCCUGUCCCAGUGUGUCCUGCAGGGAGGGGCAUCUCCUGUGUUUUUCAGCCCCUCCCAGACUCAUUACCAUCUGCUUCAGCUUUCAGGAUUCUGUGCUGUUCGAUUUGUGGGUGGGUGGGGGUUGCAGUAGUUAGUAAUCUGUGUGUAUUAAAAUAAACGCAUUCAUGUGCACAUACAUGGGUGCCUAUUUACACACGUGUGGUGGCACCUAAAGAAUUAAGCGCGAUUCACAAUCUAAGGUAUUGGAGGGUGUAUUGUUUGAUCGAAGUUGUGGUUAAGGCACAAGGGCGCAACGUGUCACCCGCUUCCUUUCAAAAUAACUGGGCAGUGACAGGAAGAGAGCGGUGAGCAACGUAGGGAGAGAUUGGCCCCCGGGGGGGACAGGGGGUGUGUUUGCCAUCACCGCUGAGGCCAGCAGGUCGCAGGGGUUCAGGCUGCCACACCUGCAUAGUGGUGACACAUUCCACGUUAUCCUGUCCAAUCAUGUCAGGCAUGUGUCUCCAUGGCAACACAGCUCCUGUUCUUUUCUUUCCCAUGUGUGGGUGAAGCCACGGACGCCAUGUCUGCGGAACAAGGUUUCCACGGCAACCGGCUGAUCCGCAGCGCUCAGGUGUAGGGGGGGCGGCACUCAUCUGUGGCGCUGGGAAAAUUGUAGCUGGAGAUUGCGGGGGGGGGGGGGGGGUCAGCUCGGUCGUAACGUGUGAAUGCCUGUGUGUGGUCCCUCACGGGACUCCACGUUCCCCUCUAGAACAUUCCAGGGGUCCGGCUCGGUCGGGACCUCAGGGAAGGUGGUGACCUGAAGGUGAGUGUGAAGCAGACCCCCCCCCGGCCCUUGGCACCAUGCCUGCGCUCUCUGCCAGUGUCUGACCACACCCGCUCUGCACACAGCAGAACAAACACAGAAAUCCUGCCUCUCCCCUCCAAGUUCUCACUCACCCUGCGCUUGUUACCUGACAUUGUAUCCUGGAAUCUGCAGUCAACGCCACGGGACUGCUGGUCAUGUGACUGUAGUGGACGGUGCUGCCGGAUCAGUAUGUCGGAUGUGAUUAUUCGUGUAAGCCUGCGUGUGGGAGCUGUCAGGUGUGGACGGGUGGUGUGACCUCCAGCCCAGAACUCACCCCAACGAGGGACUGUGUCUCUGUCAGGCAUCAGACGCUUAUCUGGGUUUGUUUUUCCUUUUGCCAACAACCCAUGUGUCCUUGAAGUGCCUCCGUCGUCUGAUUCGGGGCUAAGUAAGAGAGUCUUAUCAAAGCUGGGGUAGCUGAUAGAAUUGGAUGCUGUGAUUGGUUUGCACUGGUCUGUGACUCCUGCUCUCCCUGGGGUAUUUAAAUGGGCGCAUGCAUCUUUGUCGUGUGAUCGGUGAAAGCUGGUUGAGUCGUAGCCGCACCAGAAAUUGCUUUGCGAACAACGAUAACGGUGUCUUCAGAUGCCAGUUUCUGAGUGGCCACAAGAUCACUCAUCUCAGACUUUGGUGGGGAGUCUGUGAUUUUGGAUUCUCUGGCUGAGAUGGACACCGGUCGGUUCCCAGUGACGGAGCAUGAUGCCGACCGUCCCCCGGGCAGCUCUCAUGGGGCAGGUACCUCAUUUUUGCUCAGCAUUAACCUGUCUGCCCGUCUCUCUUACCCAGUCACCCCCAAGGCGUCUUGCUGCUGCUGCUGGCCCUGGUCUUCCUCUUCAUCGCCAGGAAGUCCUGCUUCCCCCACGUGCGUGGCCUGCCCUGCCUGGAGCUCUACAGCAGGGGGCGGGGCUCCUACAGGAAAGGCAGCAUCCGCCAGGCCCUGGCCUGGGCCCAGGAGGCGGUAACCCAGGAGGCCCUGGCCGCGGGUGCCAGGCUGGGGCCGGGCAGGACGCGGCCGCGGAGGAAACCGCCGCAGACGAGCUGGAGACGCAGGAAGCCAUCCGCACGCGACUCGCCCAGCUGGGCCUCACCGAGGAGCAGAUAGCUGACCGGCUCUCCACCAUCCCGGAGGAGAAGGAGGACGUGGAGAGCCAGCUCCUGUGCCCAGAGGAGGACAUGUCGGGCGCGCACUCCUCCGUGCACAGCUAUGGAGCGGAUGAGGAUCGUAACACAUCUUCGGACAGCGAUGAUGAGAUGGCGAGGCGGUUUGGGGUCACCCGGGCAAGAUCGUGGGGGGCCCAGAGCGGAGCGAGGAGUGCAGCUGGGCAGAGCCAUAGCCCCUCUCACCUGCUGUCAAACCAGGAGGAGGGUAGUUCAGAGCCCUCAGACCAUGAAGUGCAUGAGGAGUGUCUGAUGUGCGGUGCCGAUUCCCAGCUCAGCCUCUCGGCCGUCUCCCAGAGCGACAGUACCUCGUCCACACAGUCCCUGUCCCACGGCGGCGUCCCCGAGCUGCUGAUCGGCCUGGCUUACAGUCCCACCACCGGCCGCCUGUCCGUGGAGCUGGUCAAGGGAAGUCACUUCCGCAACCUGGCCGUCAACCGGCCUCCUGACACCUACGGCAAGCUGACCCUGCUGGAUUCGGCGGGCCAGGAGAUGUCCCGCUGCAAGACCUCCCUUCGCCGGGGGCAGCCGCACCCCGUGUACAAGGAGACCUUCAUCUUCCAGGUGGCGCUCUUUCAGCUGUCCGACGUCACGCUGCUGGUGUCCAUCUACAGCCAACGCAGCAUGAAGCGCAAGGAGAUGGUGGGAUGGGUGUCCCUGGGCCACAGCUCCAGCGGUGAGGAGGAGCGGCUGCACUGGCAGGACAUGCGCGAGUCGCAGGGCGAGCAGGUCUGCCGCUGGCACGUCCUGCUGGAGUCCUAGAGCUCCCCCUGCAGGCUCCCCUUCACACGAUGGAGUGACGGGGCCCCUUGAUGUGAGAAGCAGAUGAACUCUGUACACUAACAUCGCUGCGACUUGGCAGCGGAGACGCUUUCCCCCACCUGCCCAUUUGGACGAGGUCCUGCUGACCUUCCCCCACAUCCGUGCUCCAUUCGGGGGGUGGGGGGGCAUUCAGCUCCCAUCUGCUCCACGCUUAAAGGAAACCGUUCAUUCAUAGCCACAAGAAGACCAUUCAGCUGCAGCCCUAGGACAUGAUGUCGAGCUGUUCGCAUCCAAGCUGGUGUUCGCACUUAGGCUCCUCAGGUCACCCUGCCGACCUUUACCCCUGACCUUUGAACUCUUCGUUUCCUGUUUAUGGACAGUGGAAGAUGCAGUUCUAUGUAUACACUGUAUCAAUGUAUUCUGUGUAUAUAUGUAUCAUUUAGCAUUUCAGUAUUUCACUCUUGUUUUUAACCCUCUGAUACUGAGAGGCUGUAACAGCGGUCAUGCUUUUAGCGAGCCUGUGCUUACGGAUGCUGACGUCGAGGCUCAAUCACAAGUCUCAGCCGCGAUGGGCUAAGCCUCUCAUCACCGAGAGAUCCAUCGACGGUGGCUGUCGGCUUUUACAGGGCUGUGGGUCUGUAGAAAUCUUCUUCCUUCAGUUCCUCUUGACUUCCACUUCAUGUGAGCAGGCAGAGCCUGGAACUGGAAUAAGUAUAAGUGGUUUUAAAGUUUGAUUAUUAUUUUUUUCCGGAUGAUCAUUUGGCAGAUACUGGCUGACCUUAGUGUCCCUGCUGGGUAAAUGGGCUGUUUACUGUGAGACGUGAGACAUUACCACCCUGGUGUAAUAUCAGUCUUGGUUAGGUCACAAAGGGCUCUUUCUUAGAAUCCCCUGUGUUCACAGACUUCAGUCACACAGAGAACGGUGAUGUCUGUAAUAAUUAAAUAAUCACUCCGCAGAAUACUGUCUGUGCUGUCGUACUACAUCUUUCAAGACACAAGACUCACGUGUGCAUGCCUCUCAUCACCCUAGAUAUUUCUAUUUUUGAACCUGAAAUUUUAACAUGUAAAGAUUUUCUAUAGCAUGUCUAUUUUCAAGCUUUAAGGUGGCAAAUGAGAAAUGCCUUUGAAUAAGUAAGUGUGUAAUGAGAUUGACUUUAAUCCACUGAUGCCAGCAUGUACUGUCAAUCACAGUUUUGCUUCAUGUAAGAAUGCAAGUGUGUGUGUGUAACUUCAGUGCCUGUGCUGUGCAUGUGAAUCAGCAAGGCUGGCUGUGUUUUGUAAGUACUGUCAUUCUUUCAAUAAACAGUUCCAAACAACUGAA